Messenger RNA from Python bivittatus (Burmese python), 894 nucleotides. RefSeq names its product N-terminal Xaa-Pro-Lys N-methyltransferase 2 (gene NTMT2). Gene Ontology annotation, cellular component: cytoplasm. Gene Ontology annotation, biological process: N-terminal protein amino acid methylation. Gene Ontology annotation, molecular function: N-terminal protein N-methyltransferase activity. NCBI's taxonomy places the organism in Eukaryota, Metazoa, Chordata, Lepidosauria, Squamata, Pythonidae. The record is from RefSeq and is a predicted model, not a curated record.
AUGGAGUAUGUGGGGGUCCAUUUAGCUUUUAAAUCACAUUGGCAUAAGAUUGAUGAGGAAGUUUGUUGGCACAGUAUGUCCUCUAUCCUACAUAAGUUGAUUCAAAAUGACUUCUUCCAAAGUUAUCUCUACUUGGAAAACCUACCUCUAGUCAAACUUUGUGCCCUGACAAGUGAAGUCAUCAAUGGUGAAAUGCAAUUUUAUGCUAGAGCCAAACAUUUUUACAGAGAAGUGUCAGCAUGAGAAGACAGUAUGAUGGGAGAUUUUGUUGAAGUAUCCAAUGGAGAUAUUCAGUCAUCUAGGGGUUUUCUAAAGAAUUUUGUAGGGGGGCCUGGAGGAGCUGGCACUGACCUUGCUCUUGAUUGUGGCUCUGGAAUAGGAAGAGUUAGCAAACAUGUUCUCCUUCCCAUGUUCAAACAUGUGAAGCUUGUGGACAUGAUGGGGUAUUUUCUAGCAGAGGAUCAAAACUAUGAACCUGUAUCAGGUCAGAAAGAAAGAGUUGACAUGUAUUAUUGCUGUAGCCUGUAGGAAUUCACACUAAUUCCUAGAAAAUAUGAUGUCAUCUGGAUUCAGUUUAAUCUCAUUAUUUUAUGUCUUGCUGGAAAUCUGACAGAUAAGGAUUUGCUGAGGUUUUUUAUCUGCUGCCAGAAUGGCUUGAAGGAUAAUGGCAUUAAGGAGGUCUGUGUCCUGGAUUCAUUGGACAGUAGUGUAAGAGACGUGAACAUUCUCAGAAGUCUCAUUGCCAAGAGUGGACUCACCAUCUUGGAUCAAAAAAAGCAGGAGAACUUUCCUGAGCAGCGUGUGCCAGUCUGGAUGAUAGCAAUGCAGAAGAAUUUCACCCAUCCCAGAAAAGGGAUGUUACACUUAGGAAAACUCCCAACCAUUCCUGAAUAA